AUGGAUCCUAACGUUGCUAGUGUAGUUCUCACGGACGUUACACCAGUUUUACUUGAAAAAAGUCAAGCACUUGUUAAAGUUAAAAAAAGCAAAAAACGGCUACAAAAGUCUCUUGAAGUUAUUCGUAGCGAACUAGCUUGUUGCUUUGAAACUAAUAAACGAAGGAGAACUAAGCUAGUCGACGAGGACCUGAGUGCACACAAUCUACUUAUGAGGGAAUUUAUUUUCUUAAAUCCGAAGGCCAAUCCUAUGUUGGCGGAAAGAGUGCGACGAAAUUUGAAGGCUAAUCGAAAGCUUCUGAAGUUGGAGCGUUCCCAACCUGUCCCGGAUGAAAAGAAGAUUGCACAACUUAUAAAAGACAUUGAAAAUGCUGAAAACGAAUUAGAUCCGUUCUCGAUUCUGGCUAAGCAAGCCAGUCUCGGCGAAGUCCACGAAACGCCCGCUGUUCAGGAGUAUGUGGUCGGGCAGUUAAGUUUGGUGGAUGGAGAGAUUAGCGGCGGUACCACGGUUGUUGCCCAGUCGCACGAACCUUGCCCUCCAGUAACCACAGUGGCCCGCCGUCACGUAACAUACUCCACCUACAGCAAAAGGGAGCCUUCUGAGAGAUGGUCACUGGAGGAUACUCAGUUAUUUUACGAAGCACUCAGUCAGUGCGGAACAGACUUCUCUAUGAUGCACCGCCUUUUUCCUAAAAGGACGCGAAAGCAGCUUAAAAAUAAGUUUAAGUAUGAGCAGCACCGGAAUAAAGCCCUGGUGGACGAGGCACUAAGUCGCAGGCUCCCGCUGGAUAUCAGCCAGUAUAUUCCACAGCCUAUCGAAGAUUUAGACUUACUUGCUGUUGACUUUCCGCCAGUUUCGUCUGUCGUUAUAGAUUCUUGAAUAGAAAAUUCAUAUUCUCUUCAGUGUUGUAAUACUCUCGUAAGCUCCUGA
Molecule: messenger RNA, 930 nt
Organism: Zophobas morio
Lineage: Eukaryota; Metazoa; Arthropoda; Insecta; Coleoptera; Tenebrionidae
Product: transcription factor TFIIIB component B'' homolog
Exons: 6
Coding region: 1-879 (292 amino acids)
Biological process (GO): RNA polymerase III preinitiation complex assembly
Cellular component (GO): transcription factor TFIIIB complex
Molecular function (GO): TFIIIC-class transcription factor complex binding
Source: RefSeq, a predicted model, not a curated record